Messenger RNA from Telopea speciosissima, 1277 nucleotides. Its product is annotated as CAX-interacting protein 4-like. The record is from RefSeq and is a predicted model, not a curated record. Gene Ontology annotation, molecular function: zinc ion binding; nucleic acid binding. Lineage: Eukaryota; Viridiplantae; Streptophyta; Magnoliopsida; Proteales; Proteaceae. The transcript is spliced from 5 exons. The coding region runs from base 96 to 1046 and encodes 316 amino acids.
AUACAACAACCCGAUCCUCUGCGUUUUGACGGAGAAAGAGAGAGAUCCACGGUUCCAUCUUCGUUGGCGAUUGUGCUUGAUAUUUGAAUUACAAAAUGCCAGCCACGGCAGGUAGGGUUCGCAUGCCCGCGAACAAUCGGGUGCACAGUAGUGCGGCCCUCCAAACCCAUGGCAUCUGGCAGAGUGCCAUAGGGUAUGAUCCUUAUGCUCCCAACAAGGAUGAUUCAAAGCAGUCAUCCCAUCAAAAGUCAAAUUCUGAACCCGAGGCUGAGAAUGCAUAUGCUAGCUUUCAAGGUCUUCUUGCCCUGGCACGUAUAACUGGUUCCAAUGCUGAUGAAGCCCGUGGGGCCUGCAAGAAGUGUGGCCGUGUCGGCCACCUCACAUUUCAAUGUAGAAACUUUCUUAGUGUAAAUGAAGAUGCAAAAGACAAGGAUCCCGAUGCUGUUCAGGCUGCUGUAGCAUCAGGGUUGGAUAAAUUGAAGGCAAACAGAGGAAAGAUGGAGACCAAGGCUGAUGCAGAGAGCUCUGAAGCAAGCUCAGAGGUGGAGGAUGAGACUGAGAGUUCUGAUUCUGAUGUUGAUUCGGAGAUUGAGAGGAUAAUUGCUACACGGUAUGGAAAAAAGGGUGGCAGCAAGUUGAGAUCAUCGAGUAAGAAGAAAGAGGCUUCACAGGAAAGCGGGUCAGAUUCUGGAGAUAGGAGAAAGAGAGGUAGAUCGAGAAAAAGGAGGAGCCACAAGAGGAGGAAUGAUGACUCAGAUGAUAAAGAUAAAAGUGAUCGGAAGAGGAAGAAGGAUAAGAAGAGGGGAAAUGACUCGUCAGAUACGGAGGAUGAACGUCAUGAUCGUCAUAGAAAGAGUAGAAAGGAGAAGAGUAGGAGGAGAAGUCAUCGUCAUUGUGAUGAUUCAUCUGAGUCUGAAGAGUCUGACAGAAGACGUAAGAGAAAGAGCAGGAGGGCAAGGUCGUUUUCUGAUUCUGAUUUCAGUGACUCAGACGAUUUACGGGUUGGUAGGGGCACAAAGCGUUGUCAGAAGAGGAACAAGGACUAGAAACCUCUCUUCAAGAUGUUCUAUGCAUAUGGGAGAGUUGUGUGUAUUUGCAAUGGAUCUAUGGUAAAUGUGUCGGUCAUGGCUAACAAAAAUGUUGCCUUUGCAGGUGUUGAAGUCUUGGAGGUGUGAACCUGGAGUUUUUGGUUCUAGAGAAUAUAACUGAAUCAGAGUGGAUCAGACUGAACUAGUGAGUGUUCUAAAUAAAUAAAAAUUGAAUUUAAUUGGAAACUG